Parathielavia appendiculata is the source of this 918-nucleotide messenger RNA. Its product is annotated as tetracenomycin polyketide synthesis O-methyltransferase TcmP. Gene Ontology annotation, molecular function: methyltransferase activity. The transcript has a single exon. Bases 1 to 918 code for a protein of 305 amino acids. NCBI's taxonomy places the organism in Eukaryota, Fungi, Ascomycota, Sordariomycetes, Sordariales, Chaetomiaceae. The record is from RefSeq and is a predicted model, not a curated record. Gene Ontology annotation, biological process: methylation.
AUGUCACCACCGUCACCAGCCGGCCUGACGGCCACAGCCUCCUCCGAAAAGAUCACCCUCACCGGCGCGCAAGAGACCCUCCUCGCGACGCUCUACGGCCGGGCCCUAGACGCGACGGCCAAGCCCAAGCCCGUGCUCGGCGACCGGUGGGCCGCCGACACGGUCCGCCGCAUCAAUUACGACUUUGCCGGCCGGACUGGCAUCGGCGCGGCCGAGGCCGCCAGCGUGGCGCUGCGUGCACGCGCCCUCGACCGCUGGACCGCCGACUUCCUUGCGCGGCACCGCGCCGUCACCGUGGUGCAUCUCGCGUGCGGGCUCGACGCGCGCUGCCUACGCGUCGGGCAGGCCGCUGCCGCUGCCGCCGGGCACGACGUUAGAUGGAUAGACGUUGACCUGGAGGAUGUGGUGGAGCUGCGGAGGAAGCUUUUCGCGGGGGUCAUCGAAGAGGGCGGAGACGGCCAGGGCGGCGGCUUGGACUAUGCGCUCGUGGCGGGGUCGGCGGCGGAGCCGGACGCGUGGCUCGGCCGGAUCCCUGCCGACCGGCCGACGCUGGUUGUGUUCGAGGGGCUCACCAUGUAUCUGCGCGAGGGGGAGGGCCGGCGGCUGUUCGAGAGCAUCGUGCGGCGCUUUCGGCCGGUAGGCGGGGAGAUCGCGUGCGACGCGUUCGGCACCGUCGCGAUCAGGCUGCAGGGGCUCAUCAAGGCUGUCAAGGACUCGGGCUCGGUGCUGCACUGGGCCAUUGAUGACCCCAAGCUGCUUGAGACGUGGUGCGACGGGUUGAGGUUGGUUGAAGACCAGCUGACUAUCGAGAUGCCCGGCAUCGAGGAGCUCCCGCUGGUCUCCCGGAUGCAGGCAUGGGCUGUGGCUUGGAUACCGUACCUGAGGGAGGCCGGACGGCUGCUCCGGUACGAAUUUUGA